Molecule: messenger RNA, 2223 nt
Organism: Anopheles marshallii
Lineage: Eukaryota; Metazoa; Arthropoda; Insecta; Diptera; Culicidae
Product: probable serine/threonine-protein kinase mps1
Exons: 2
Coding region: 1-2223 (740 amino acids)
Biological process (GO): positive regulation of DNA-templated transcription
Cellular component (GO): nuclear body
Source: RefSeq, a predicted model, not a curated record
AUGACGUCCACAUCGGCCUCAACCGCCGGUACGGAGGGUGCAAGCAUACGGUUGAGUAGCGGUCGGUUAAGCCUAAAGCAGCGUGCCCCGAGUGAUGGUACCGAUUCGUCGUCGUGCAGCACACGGGAACCGUGGAUAUCGACGAACAAAAUUCUCAACAGCAGCCUGUGCGGUCGACGCAUCAACAGCCGCAAUCCGAACUUUGACUACGACGAAACGAAGUUGCUGAUUGCGCUGUGGGGCGAUCCGGUGGUGCAGAAAACGCUCAUCACCACGCACAAGAAGCAUCCGGUCAUUGCGGAACUGGCGCGGAAGAUGCGAGACCACGGAUAUAACCGGUCGACCGAGGAAAUAAAUACACGCAUCAAAAACCUCAAGUGUUUCUACAACCGCAUCAAAAAGGACAUGGCGGCCGGUAUUAUAAAUCAGACGACUUGGCGCCAUUACGCCGAGAUGGACGAAAUCAUUAGCCGGCCGGUGUUUGGCAAUGCGCACCGGCUCCACCUGCAACAACAAACGAAGCAGCAGCAUCAGCAACAGCAGGAUGCCGUGGCACAAUCGUCCAAGCACGAGAACGACCAGGACGAUGGUGCUAAGGAUCCGCUUCCACAGUUCCCGGUAAAGCUGGAGGUAAUGAGCGACGAUGAUGAUGAAUACGAACCAACGGAGAUACGGGCGGAAGAUUUGCUUACCAUCGAUGCAAAGUUCCCGGAAGAUUCGCCAACAGUACCAAGUCAGCGUUCAUUGCGUCGCAAUAGAAAUGGUGGCGCUGGCAGUGGCAGCCGAGCUGGGAAGAAUGUCACUAACGGAAGAGCAGGAGGUAACCGCAAGCAAACGGAGGAAGACGAUGAUGACGAUGAGGAUGAAGAUGAAGAAGAGGAGGAGGAAGAGGAGGACGAUGAUGAAGGUAGUGAUUUCGAUGUCGAAAAUGAAUUUAACGACGGCUUGGAUGAAUUACUGCAGAAAGCACAAGCCACUAAAACCACUUCCGGCUCUGGUGGGACAAAAUCGACGAGCGGUGCAACAGGAAAACCAGCCAGUACGAGCGGGUUAGUGAUUGAAACAAUCACGUCGGGCAACGGUACCACUAUCACGGCAACCGGUACAUCCUCCACGAGUAUACCGACCACCGGGAAGAUAUCCGUCGUUCCGACAAAUCUACUGAUGAAGCAACCUUCAUCGGUUGCGUCUAGUUUGGCCACACCGAUACAGAUCUACACCCAGCCAACGAUGAGCAUCGCAAAGGGCGUCGGUACGGGAACAGCGACUAUGGUUGCUACGGCCGGUACGGCCGGUACUGGUUCAGGUUCUGGUGUAGGUACGGCCCCAAUGAAGCUGCUGCUGGUAAACACCGUCGCAAAGGAUGGAACAACUCAACAAAUACUAACGCCGGCAUCGGAAGCAACCGCGACCAUGCCAAAGCUUAUCCCUGCGCCCAUACAUCACUCCAAAAUACCACUCUCGGUAACUGGUCAAUCUCCGAUCGUCACCAUACCGACGGUUAACGUACCGAAGAAGGUGGGUGAACCGAUCAAGCUAGGGACUACCGGUGCGCGAACAGCAAAUGGUGGUCAAUCUGCGGGAUUUCGCACACUACUCACCCAGCUCGUUGCUAUUCAGCGUGAAAAUUUGACCCUCAACAAGGAACGUUUGGCACUGGAAAAGGAACGGCUAGAGUUCGAAAAGCAGUUCGGCGGUUCACUCGUCGGUAUGGUGCGCAACAUGAGCACGUUCUUUACCGGUAUGCUGCAGCAACAGCGGAAGGAACAGCAGCAACUAAAAGAAACACAGCACGAACCGCAACCCAGCAACAAAGCAGUAGAGUCGCAAAUAAAACGUGCGGAAAACGCCAAAACUCCACCGCUGGUCGCUACCGAUGGCCAUGCCGGUUUGGAGAGGCGUGAAAUUUCAUCAUCUGCAUCAUCGCCAUCAUCCGCGUCACGGGUUGCAUCACCAACGUCAACGACGAAAGUACCGUCUGCGGACAGUGGAAACGAGACGAAGGAACCCAUCACAGGGUCGAAACGUUCUGCACCUUCCUCCACACCACCACCCUUAAUGCCGGUACCAUCUUCCGUGAAGCCUUCAUCCACAUCGGACGUGUCCUUGCCGAAGAAGCGUCGUAUGAUGACUCGCAACUCAGCGCAACACAUCCAGUCGACCGCAAAUGGUACUGAAGAUCCACUUAAAACGGAAGUUAUUAGCGAUGCCGACGAUCCCUAG